AUGGCAUUGCGACAAGGCAUGUUGGCCACUAUUGGUGCGCUGACAGGCUUGGCCUCUACAGCCCUUGCUCAAACCACUCUGUUGUCUAGCUGGCAAUCCGUUCAAUCGGCCAAUACCAGCACUAUCUGGCCAUGGCUUGAGUACCAGAGCGAACCCUCUUUCAAUCCACCCGAACUCUCCAUCAGCUGGAACGGGGAGGCACUUGAACCAGGAGUCAUUCUUCUCGAGCCCAGGAACUUUGAUGGUAGCAAUGCCACCAAGCAACAGGGUCCAUUGAUCAUGACAUCCUUUGGUGAUCUGGUUUGGAGUGGGCCUACCGUCGACGAUUCGUCGCCCUACGAGUACAGCAACUUCCGGAUGCAGGCCCUAAACGGAACACAGUACUUGACUUACUGGCACGGAUACCGACAAGAUGGCAUCAACUCCAGUAUUGGAUAUGGGAGUCUUUCCAUAUUGAACUCUGAAUAUGAGAGAGAAUUCACUGUCUGCCCAAAAUUGGGCAUCAAGACGCAAAAGUCGGCAAUCCAUCAUUGUGAUAUUGAUUACAACGAGCAGUACAUCACACCUUGGGGAACGCUUCUGGUUACCGCAUACAAUUUGACCCAGGUGGACCUCACAUCUGUCAACGGCUCGGCUAGUGGAUGGGUAUUAGAUUCUCAAAUUCACAAGAUUGAUGUUCGCACCUCCAAGUCUAUUUGGAAGUGGAGUGCACUUGAUCACAUCCCACUCAAUGCUUCUCAAUUGCCGCUCAUUGAUGGUGCUCAAAAUGCAUCGGUGGCUUGGGAUUAUGUGCACAUCGAUUCUGUUUCAGCUUAUGACGGUAAUCUGCUGGUCAACGCACGCCACACUUGGAAUGUAUAUGCCAUCGACCGUACAGAUGGAGAUAUAAUGUGGACAUUCAAUGGUGAGACUGGAGGAGAUUGGGGUAUUGUUCCCGAGGAAUCGUCUUUUAGAAGGCAAUACCACACGCGAGUUCAUGAUUACGGACCUGAUUUCGUCAUCUUCUCAAUGUUCGUGAACCACAACUAUGCCGGCGCGAACGGCACCUCGGGUACUGUACCAACAGUUGGCCGCGAAUUCCAUCUCUCCCUGCCCCCAAGCAGAAAUGUUUCACCCCUCUCCCUCAACACACUCAACGAAUCCAGUAGUCUCUGGAGUGAUUCGUUCGGCUCAAUGGAUUAUGUCCCUGACCAACAAAACUCCACCACUCGCUUCUUGAGUUAUGGCCAACUUCCUUUGCUGCGAGAGUUUGGGGUCGGACCUGGUCCCAACGUAACAGAUCUCAAAUGGGAGGCUCGAUAUGGCUCUGAUAAUGAGGUUGCAGGUUAUCGGGCAUACAAGGGCUCGUGGAUUGGUACACCGACACAGAAGCCAAAGCUUAUAUUGGCUGAGGAAACGGCAUUUAUGAGCUGGAACGGAGCGACGGAGGUGAAGGCCUGGAAGGUGUAUCAGGAAUCGACGGCUAAUGACACAACUCUGUCACUCGUGGGAAUCGCGCAGAAUCGGGGAUUCGAGACGGCUGUUGAUUUGGGUUCUGUUGGCUGCUUUCUCGUUGAGCCGGUAGUCCCUACGGUUUUCAAUAGCGUCAAUUCUUCCAUUGUCUGUUCCAAAUAG
Molecule: messenger RNA, 1614 nt
Organism: Penicillium malachiteum
Lineage: Eukaryota; Fungi; Ascomycota; Eurotiomycetes; Eurotiales; Aspergillaceae
Product: arylsulfotransferase family protein
Exons: 2
Coding region: 1-1614 (537 amino acids)
Source: RefSeq, a predicted model, not a curated record